Molecule: messenger RNA, 1004 nt
Organism: Meloidogyne enterolobii
Lineage: Eukaryota; Metazoa; Nematoda; Chromadorea; Rhabditida; Meloidogynidae
Source: the annotation of a GenBank genome assembly
UGUGAUGGUAUAAUUGGUCGGCGUACAUUCCCAAAAUUCUAUAAUAUUUUUAUCUACCCAGUUAGCCUCUAAAUAAUCAUUAUUAAGCUUUUCUCUAAUAAAUUUGGUUGCUUCUAAAUGUGAUAGCCAUGUAGUAUAUUGGUUGCUUUCUAUUGUUUCGCAGAGUAUGUUAAUUAUAUUUUCUAGCGCUAUUCGAUUUUGUUUGUCCUGAAAAACUGCUUCCGCUUGUAAUCUAGAUAAUAAUUCACUUAAUUUCACACCUGGGUCCCUGUCUAUAUAUCUUUUAACUCUAUUUUUAUUUUUCUGGUCUAUAAUCUUUUUAAAAUCGUAUUCUCUAAUAGCAAAUCCCGUAUUACUUAUUCUUAGUUUUUCUCCACAAGUCUCUAUCUUUUCUGCAUUUUCUUCGAAUAUUAAUGAUCUUUGCAUGUCUAUUGAAUACCAAAUUCCGUUUGAAUAAUUUCCUGAAAAGUGCCCUAUUUUCUGGUAUUUACACAUUCUUUUAUCGAAAAUUUCACUAAUAUCAUUGUUUUUCUCCCAUAUUAUUGCGGCUCCAUCUUUUAGGUUGCAUUCUUCUUCUAUAAAUUCACAAUGUUUCACUUCCUCUGUUGGUGAAUCUAUUGUAAUUUUACCCGGUUGGCCUAUUAGUAGGCUUUGAGUAAUGAAACAGUUAACUACCGUUGCUUUUUGCCAUCCUAUUUUCCACCAGGAGUAUUCUAGAUUUAAGCUAUUCCCCGUAUGUAAUUCUUUAUCACUACCUUUUGUUAUUUCCCCAUAUUCACAUUUUUUAAAGUUUACCCAAUUUUUGCACUCUUCCGGCGUUAUUUUAAUUAUUUUUUGUUCCGGUGCUUUUUGGUGAGAGUAUCCUAGAAAGUCUGUUCUAUAGUCGACUGCUUGUUUUAUUGCGACGCAUUUCCAUCCAUAAAAACUAAACUCUAUUGUAUUUGGUUUGAAAAUAUCCAUACUACCACUUAACACAUUCUUAUUCAGAAGCUUAAUAACUUGCU